Molecule: messenger RNA, 2246 nt
Organism: Caenorhabditis sp. 36 PRJEB53466
Lineage: Eukaryota; Metazoa; Nematoda; Chromadorea; Rhabditida; Rhabditidae
Source: the annotation of a GenBank genome assembly
AUGCAAGCGGUAACAAAACUCUUCAUAGUCUUUCUCGUUGUCUUCAUACUAUGGACUUUGUAUCUAGAGAAUGAUAUUACGAGUGUAAGUUAUUAAAAAUUUGACGGACAAGUUCAGAAAGUAUCGAUUUUUGCAGAGAGCACGCAACACUGACGACUUUCACGAUGUUCUCGAAGCAACGGCUCGAUUAGAGAGAUUGUUGCUCUUUGAGCAGAAAAAAGUGAAGGAACUGACGAAACAAGUUCACCAAUUGCAUGGAAAUCGAGCUCGGCGAAUUCGGAUGGAAGAAAUGGUGAGUUCACGCUCUGAAAACUGAGAAAAACUCCAAUUUUUCCUAGUCAGAGCCUUGACAGGUAGAACAUUUUUCAAAACUUAUUAUUUUAGCUGAAAAUCUCAAAAAUACAUAGUAUUCAUGUUCAUCUGGUUGAUGUAUUCGUAAAUGUCAACAUUUUCCAGGUUGCCCCGGAGUUGAAACGGUGGAAGGAACCGAUUCCCGUCCUGGUGAGUCAUUUCCCCUCUAAUCUCGUCAAAAAUCGAUACUCUCGCAGGUCUUCUCGUGCAAUCGAGCGAUGGCAGUGAGGGACCACAUUCAGAAACUCAUCAAGUACGUUUUCAACUAACAGAUUUGUCUUUUUCCUUCGAUUUACACUUGUUUUCUAUCCAGAUACCGCCCGAGCCAGGAGCAAUUCCCAAUCAUCGUUUCCCAGGACUGUGACAGCGAUGGCGUCAAGAAUGAAGUGAUGACAUUCGGCGACAAAGUGCAGUACAUAAAGGUACACCUUGCAAACUCUCAUCAACCCGUCAAAAAGCGCGCAUUUACAGCAUUUGGCCGGUGAUAAGGCGAAUAUUACGAUUCCACCGAGUCAUCGGCAGUACACCGCCUACUAUCGGAUAGCACGUCAUUACAAAUUGGCUCUCAAUCAUGUUUUUGUGGAUAAAGGGUACUCAUCAGUCAUUAUCACCGAGGGUAUGCGGAGAAGAAGUUUACGGAUAGGAUCGAAUGAGAAUUUGUUCAGAUGAUCUCGACAUUUCCCCUGAUUUCUUCUCGUACUUUUCAAAUACACGAUACCUGCUGGAGAACGACCCGAAGUUGUGGUGUGUGACCGCUUGGAAUGAUAACGGAAAGGUUAGUGGUUAUUUGUGUCUCCCGGACAAUCUUGCAACCGAAAAUUUCGAAACCGCGACGUAGAGACAAUACACAGAAAAUGUGUCAAGCUUUUGGUUUCAAAACGUCGAAGGGUUUUGCGACGUCCGGGAGCAAGUCGUUUGUGACGUAUGGACUCAAAAUCGUGUUUAUUCAGCCGGAGAACAUUGACAUAAACGCCGCCGCAAAUCUGUACAGGACUGACUUCUUCGCCGGACUCGGAUGGAUGAUGACUGCGUGAGUGGACUGAUAGUUCUAGAAUUUUCAAAUAACCAUCUUUCUUUUUUUUCAGGAAAACGUGGCAAGAACUGGAACCAUUAUGGCCAGUCGGAUUCUGGGAUGACUGGAUGAGAGACCCGUUGCGCCGGAAAGAGCGUCAGUGCAUUCGGCCAGAGAUCAGUCGUACCGGAAUGAUGUCGUAUGGAAAGGAAGGAGCCAGCAAGGGUCAAUUCUUCAGCAAACAUCUCAUCAAGAUCAAAGUCAACGACAAGUAUACGGAUUUCGCCAAACUCGACUUGGAUUAUUUGCUUCCAGUGAGAUAUUUUUAUGGUUACUCCUUCUCAAUUCUCAAAACGACUCGUUUCAGGCAAAUUUCCAGAAGAAGAUGAAGCACGACGUGAUGGAAGAAGCCGUUGAAAUGAAUAUCACCCAAGUUGCGUCUUUUGUGUUAAAGCGCGAGAAUAAGGGGAAAAGUGUUCGGGUAGUGUACGACGGAAACGUGGACUAUAUCAGGAAAGCUGACAAACUCCACGUCAUGCAUGAUUUCAAGGUAAGUCCCGUCCUAAAAUUUUGUGAAAAAAUGCGCAUAUUUCUUUAACUUUAAAUGUUCCAGGAAAACCCAAUUAUUUUAAAAAUUUACAGAAAAUUUGACUUUUCUGGGAUUUCUUCGUAGCAUUUUCUUAUAGUUCGUCAUAGCCGUGCGCUAGACAGGGAGGAAUCCGAAGUAUAAUCUCUUUAAUUUUAGGCGGGAGUUCCGAGAACCGCCUACGAUGGAAUCGUGACUUGCUUCAUCAAUGGAGUCCGCAUAUACCUGGUCCCCGACCGCACGAAGGUCCCAGGCUAUGAUCCAAACUGGUCCGUACCCGCAGCUUUUGGAGAGUAA